AUGAGGAGCGAAGCACAGGUGGAGUUAGUUAAGCCCAGCGCCCGCCCACCACAACUUGUUGAGCCCAGCGCCCGCCCACCACAAUCUGUUGAGCCCAGCGCCCGCCCACCACAAUCUGUUGAGCCCAGCGCCCGCCCACCACAACUUGCUAAGCCCAGCGCCCGCCCACCACAACCUGUUGAGCCCAGCGCCCGCCCACCACAACUUGUUGAGCCCAGCGCCCGCCCACCACAACUUGCUAAGCCCAGCGCCCGCCCACCACAACCUGUUGAGCCCAGCGCCCGCCCACCACAACUUGUUGAGCCCAGCGCCCGCCCACCACAACUUGUUGAGCCCAGCGCCGGCCCACCACAACUUGUUGAGCCCAGCGCCGGCCCUCCACAACUUGUUGAGCCCAGCGCCGGCCCACCACAACUUGUUGAGCCCAGCGCCGGCCCACCACAACUUGUUGAGCCCAGCGCCGGCCCACCACAACUUGUUGAGCCCAGCGCCCGCCCACCACAACUUGUUGAGCCCAGCGCCCGCCCACCACAACUUGUUGAGCCCAGCGCCGGCCCACCACAACUUGUUGAGCCCAGCGCCGGCCCUCCACAACUUGCUAAGCCCAGCGCGAGUCAAGAACUGCUGACAGCGCUCACCACCACAAUUUGUAAAGCCCAGAAGGAGGACUACCAAG
Molecule: messenger RNA, 676 nt
Organism: Procambarus clarkii (red swamp crayfish)
Lineage: Eukaryota; Metazoa; Arthropoda; Malacostraca; Decapoda; Cambaridae
Source: RefSeq, a predicted model, not a curated record